This is a messenger RNA of Penicillium canariense, 1323 nucleotides long. Its product is annotated as ankyrin repeat domain-containing protein. The coding region runs from base 1 to 1323 and encodes 440 amino acids. The transcript has a single exon. The record is from RefSeq and is a predicted model, not a curated record. Gene Ontology annotation, molecular function: protein binding. NCBI's taxonomy places the organism in Eukaryota, Fungi, Ascomycota, Eurotiomycetes, Eurotiales, Aspergillaceae.
AUGUCACUUUUCAUCAAAAAGCUCCGUGCCUCAUAUUCUAGAGAUGCUGAUAGCUCUACACCAUCGUACAGCGUUGUGGAUGAUGACCACAAGAUCUAUGCCCCAAGCUCUUGUGAAAAGGGUACCACAAUCAAGCCAGAGAAGCCCAAAUGCGAACUAUCGCUCCCCUCAGCUGCAGGUAGCGGCGAUGAGAGGGCGGUAAGUUUGUUACUCGACAAAGGUGCCGAUAUCAACGGCAAGGAUGAACGAGGAAGAACACCGCUGGCAAUAGCUGUCCAGGAGGGACAUGAGGCGACAGUCAAGCUGUUGCUGGACUGCGGCGCCAGCCUCGAACCAAGAGACCACCAGAGUCGCACGCCGCUCUUUUGCGCCCGAGACCCAACGAUUGCCAAACUUCUGCUUGACAGAGGUGCCAAUCUCGAAGCAAGAGAUGAGUCCGGCCGGACGCCAUUAUCGGUAGCGGCAGAGCUGGGGUAUGAAGGAGUCGCUAAGAUCCUCCUGGACCAUGGGGCCAAUCCUAACCACAGGGACCUGCAGAACUUGACACCAUUGUCAUGGGCAAUCGACCAAUGUCAAGAAACGGCCAUCCAGCUGCUUGUUGAGAACGGUGCCGAUAUAGAACAGGAAGACAGCUUUGGGCGAACACUAUUGUUGGUGGCUGCCGAGACGAAACGAAUGUGGGCGGCGAAGAUUCUUGUCCAUCACGGCGCCUUUUUGGAGGCUCGAGACCAGGAAAACCGAACCCCACUGCUAUGGGCGGCCCACAAUGAGCAUGCAGAAAUGGCAAAGUUUCUGAUCGACAAAGGUGCUCAUAUAGAGGCCUGUGAUGAGGCAGGCCGGACCGCGCUGCUGCUGGCCGCAGAAGCAAGACAUGUUGCGAUGGUGCAGCUGCUGGUUGAGACGGGCGCUUUCCUUGAGAUCGCAGAUCAGCAUGGGCGAACACCACUGCUAUGGAGUGUUCAGUAUGGGGAGUCUAAGCUGAUUAAGUUGCUGCUGGAGAGAGGCGCUUGCUUGGAAGUGGAGGACCAUAAGUACGGGCGAACGGCGCUGGGAUGGGCUGCGCGACGAAACCACGUAUCGGUGGCGAGACUCCUACUUGAUAAAGGUGCCGAUGUGGAGUCUGAGGACUACCAUGGCCAAACCGCAUUGUCGUUGGCUGCGAAGGCUGGCAACGAGGAAGUUGUUGGGCUUCUUCUCGAGAAAGGCGCUUGCAUAGAGACCGAGGAUCAUCACGGUCGGACAGCGGCAUUGUGGGCCGUCAUAAGUGGUCACGGGGGCGUUGCAAAGCUUCUUGAAAGACCAGCCAUUGCUGAUAAGACUUAA